UUUAGUACAGUUAAAAGCGCAGUAAAAGAAGAGAGUUUUUAUUGAAAAUGCGAAAAUAUUAUUUAAUAAUUGCUUUAUUCGGCGCUUACCUCGCCACACAUCGGCACGGGGCGCAGGCGCUGAGCGCAUUUCGGCCGGCGGUGCCGCCACCGCCACGCUGGAGUGCCAAUAUGCAAAUGCUGCGGCGUCACAACAACGCGGCCUUCGAGUUUUGGUCCGAGGAUGAUGAUACGAAUCUCUGGGAGCAUUGUGGCCUUUUCGAGGGCGAUAUUAUGCUGCACCGCGAGUGGUUGCGUAACGGUUUACUGAAGGAGAAGUUCACAUGGCCCGACGCGACGGUGCCAUUUUACAUCGACAGCAACGAUUUCAACCAAACGCAAAUGAUGACGAUUUUGGAGGCCUUCAAAGAGUAUCACGAGAAGACUUGCAUCCGAUUUCGACCUUACAAAAAAGGCGACACCAAUUGGAUAAUCAUUAAAGGCAACUACACCGGCUGCUGGUCUAGCGUGGGACGCCGACAAGGCGGACAGGUACUUAACCUCAAUACGCCGCGCUGCGUCUCGCAUGGCGUCAUCGUGCACGAACUGCUGCACGCGCUCGGCUUCUAUCACCAGCAAAGCUCGACGGAACGCGACGAGUACGUGAAGAUCAACUGGGAGAACAUACUCGACGGGCAUGCGCACAACUUCAACAAAUACGCACGCACACACAUCACCAACUUCGGCGUGGAGUACGAUUAUCAGAGUGUCAUGCACUACAGUUCGAAGGCGUUCACGAAGAACGGCAAGCCGACCAUUGAGCCGCUGGAUCCAUAUGCGUCUUUGAGUCAACGCAAAGGUCUCUCUGAAAAGGACAUAUCCAAGUUGAACGAAAUGUACCAGGAGGACUGCAAUGCGGAUUACCUAUUUAGCUUUGAUCGGCUGGGCUCAUACUUAGACGAAUUGUUGGAGUAUUUUCAAAAUAGUUUAUUUAGUCGAAACCGUCCAGUGGAACGUACACAAAAUGUAAAAAAUGAAAUGUGAUUUCGUACAUUUGACUUGGAUUGAGUUACAAAAAUAUA
Molecule: messenger RNA, 1060 nt
Organism: Bactrocera tryoni
Lineage: Eukaryota; Metazoa; Arthropoda; Insecta; Diptera; Tephritidae
Product: zinc metalloproteinase nas-13
Exons: 5
Coding region: 48-1022 (324 amino acids)
Biological process (GO): proteolysis
Molecular function (GO): metalloendopeptidase activity; zinc ion binding
Source: RefSeq, a predicted model, not a curated record